Molecule: messenger RNA, 507 nt
Organism: Miscanthus lutarioriparius
Lineage: Eukaryota; Viridiplantae; Streptophyta; Magnoliopsida; Poales; Poaceae
Source: the annotation of a GenBank genome assembly
AUGGCCCCAGGCACCGGGCGACACGAUGACGGGGAGUUUGACUACUCCCAGAACGACGAGUUGCGUAUGUGCGGGAUGGCCGGAGAUGAUGAGGACGAUGAUGUCCACGAGGACGCUGCCAUGCUCUUCGAUCGUUCUGCUACUGAUCCCCUUCUCGUCGACGACUUCGACCCCCCAGUCGACAUGGCUGAUGCCGACGGUGGCCAAAGCGAGGCAGCAACUGCUAGUUCUAACUCUAGUGAACUUGCAUCCUACCUGGACUGUGACACAAUAAGUCAGUUGGAUGAUGAGUUUGACAUCAUGCAGUGGUGGCAUGAGCACAAGCUUACUUAUUCAGUACUUUCUGUUCUUGCUAAAGACAUUUUGAUAGUGCCUAUGUCAACUAUUUCUUCAGAGUCUACUUUUAGCUUAACUGGCAGAAUCAUCGAGGAACGGCGGUGGAGGCUGAAUCCUGAAACUGUAGAUGCGCUUACCUGUAUCAAGGAUUGGGAGAAGGCUGAACCCUGA